This is a messenger RNA of Plasmodium cynomolgi strain B, 633 nucleotides long. RefSeq lists its product as hypothetical. The record is from RefSeq and is a predicted model, not a curated record. NCBI's taxonomy places the organism in Eukaryota, Apicomplexa, Aconoidasida, Haemosporida, Plasmodiidae. The transcript is spliced from 3 exons. The coding region runs from base 1 to 633 and encodes 210 amino acids.
AUGAAAUUUGUUUUCCUCCUUUUGUUGUAUACCCUUUUAAAAAGUGCCAUUUGCGAAAUCAAAGAAUUAAGUUAUCACGAAUUUCACCGAAUGUUAACAACAGAAAAGAAGGAUCCCAAAAAAAUAUAUGCUUUUGAUAGUAAGCCAAAUUUUAAAAACGUAAAUUAUUUUCAGGAUUUCUUACAUUUGAAGACCGAUGUCGAUUUCGUUUUAUAUGUCUAUGCCAAAUGGGACACGGACUCCAAGUACUGUUUGAGAUGCGGCUCAUGGGGGAAGCACACGCGCGACAACCUGAUCACCGUUUUCCGCGAAGUUGCAAGAAUAAUCGCUGAAAAUAAAAUAAAAAUCGAUUUUUACACCUUCAACAUUGAUAAUGCCAAGGAGUUAUGCAAUUUUAUGAAUAUCAAAACCCUGCCAGUUAUACUCUACGUCUCAUCUGUGCAUAAGAAGAAAUACAACUCUCUCCUUUACAAAGCUUUGAGCUCGAGCAAGGAUGUGAAAAUAAGCAACGCCUUCAGGUACAAUGGAGACAUGUACUGCUACGAUUACAUCGUGGAAUGGAUAGAGGCACAUCACUACUUCACCCGCGGGGUCCUGCUAGUUAAAAAAUUAUUUCAGUGGAAGAAAAAGUAA